This is a messenger RNA of Paramormyrops kingsleyae, 1874 nucleotides long. RefSeq names its product F-box and WD repeat domain containing 12 (gene fbxw12). Gene Ontology annotation, molecular function: protein binding. NCBI's taxonomy places the organism in Eukaryota, Metazoa, Chordata, Actinopteri, Osteoglossiformes, Mormyridae. The record is from RefSeq and is a predicted model, not a curated record.
CAUUUUACGCCGAAACAGACAUUGGGAGCGUCGUGACGCUAACAUUCACUUUAAUGACAUUUUAAACUAUGGAUUCUGAUUUAUCCGAUUUAACCUUGGAUUGCUUGAUUCACGUUUUCUCAUUACUUACUGACAACGACUUAAUAAAUGCCUCGGGUGUUUGUAAGCGGUGGUAUGAAGCUGCAGAGACACCCUGGCUCUGGCGACAGAUGUGUCUGCAUCGCUGGAGCUUCUGUAAUAUCAGUCGGUGCAGUUCAGAAAAUGGAAAGCGGAGCUGGAAGAGUUAUUACCUGCAGCGCUCCAGUUUGGAACACAAAAUGAAGACGGGCCGAUCGUGCACAGACUACACAUGCAAAAGCCUGAGGGGUCAUACAGGUAGAGUGGUUGGACUUGCUUACCUGCAGGAAAACAGACAUGACUCUGACAACUGGGAGAGACCGUCCAUUGUCUGCAGUGCAUCUUCUGAUGGUACAGUCCGUGCGUGGAAUGUUCAGCAGGGCGUCCAGCUGUGGUCAAGUCCUGUCCAAAGCCCUCUGUCGGGUGUCGUCACUGAUCCUCAGCGUGAAGCUGUCUUCACCUGGGACACUACAGGAGUAAUCAAAGCCUGGGAUGGCUGCACAGGACAGGAAGUGGCUGCCUUCCCCACUGCGGCCUCCAAGUGCAAGUUGCUGCCCUUUAGUGCUGAUGACCAGUCUGCCCUCUUUGUUGGCACUAGCAGCGGGGCCGUCUGCAUGCUGGCAGUCCCCUCGUUGUCACUGGUCUGGCGUCAGGUGCUCUUCCAGGCUUUCAAUAUCGACAUAUUGAUUUCAUCUCCUGAUAAGAAAUGGAUCCUCGCUGCGAGCACAGAGGGCGCAGACUGUCACCCACAGGUUUUCUGCAGCCGCAGUCUGAGGUGUGUCACUGAGGAUGAUCCUCCUCUGGGGCAGUCUGUGCCCGUCUCCUGCUGUCUGGCUGCGGUUUUCCUGGCCUCUGAACCACCCCGAGUGGCUGUGCUGCACAGUGAUGCAUUCGGAUAUCAGACGGACAAAACACUCUCCGUCUUUGAAAUCACUAUUAAAAAAUCAAAAUACAAACAGGAAGUUGAAGUUCAGCAGGUAGAAAGCUUUCCGCUGGGUUUGACUAAUUGGCAUACAGAUGUGCACCUGCAAGCCAGAGGUGCUGCUACCUUUGUGGUUGCAGCUGGGAACCACCUGAGAGUGUACACCCUAAAAGGUGCCUUAUUGGCUACUUUUGAGGAUCACACGGAGCCAAUAGCAUCUUUCUGCGUGGACAGUUUUCGCGUGGUUACGGCGUCCCGUGACCUCUCCCUGAGAGUGCUCACCUGGAAGAAGGAACGCGAUGCUGGUCUGUCUCUCGAGAGCCGAUUCCACCUGCUGGGAGGGUCUCACACCAGGGCCUGGGGAUUUACACAUGUAAUCUGCGAUUACAAAAGUAUUGUGGCCUCAGUGGAAGCCAGAGAUGAAAAGGAUGUUUUAAAGGCCUAUUCCUUCAAUGCUUGACCAGGCUUUCUCACCAUACAAGGAGUAUAAGAAUAUACAAUGUACCGGUCAAUAAUAAUGUUAUUCAGCAUAUGUAUCAGCAGUAAUGGCUGGGGAAAAUCUAAUGGCAUGAACAAUUUCACAUGGCUUUAUGGUUACACAAAUCCUAAGGCUUUUCUCCUUUUUCCACUAUGGGAACAGCAUUUUGAUAAACCCUAAAUGGGAAUUUGUUAAUGGCAGUUGUCACCACCCCAGCUCAUAAAUAUCUAUCACUGUGCAGAGCUUAGGUGCAGCCCAUCAUUUAAUUGGGGUCCAUUUGAGCUCAGUAGUUCUAUGGAGAACUCCUGUAUGCAUUACCUGAAAAUGUAAAAAUCAAUAAACAUGUUUCUACGUGAA